Molecule: messenger RNA, 3346 nt
Organism: Bufo bufo (common toad)
Lineage: Eukaryota; Metazoa; Chordata; Amphibia; Anura; Bufonidae
Product: oocyte zinc finger protein XlCOF8.4-like
Exons: 8
Coding region: 86-1435 (449 amino acids)
Biological process (GO): regulation of DNA-templated transcription
Cellular component (GO): nucleus
Source: RefSeq, a predicted model, not a curated record
AGGUCCUUCAUCCAGCAGGGUCUACCGCCAGGGUUACUGGAUAAGACGAUUGUCCUUGAAUUUUCUUCUGACAGAACCACCAAGGAUGAACCAGAACCGAAAACAGAUAGCUGAAAAGAUAUUAAACCUCACCCUAGAGAUCAUAUACCUGCUGACUGGAGAGGAUUACAUAGUAGUGAAGACAAUAUCUGAUGAGGAUGAAGGAUGGAGCAGGAACCAGAUCCCCAUCAUGAAGCCUCCACCUGACUCACUGAUGAAUGAGAGAAGCAAUGAGCAGAAGAUCCUAGAACUCACCAGUAAGAUCACUGAGCUGCUGACUGGAGAGGUUCCUGUAAGAUGUCAAGAUGUUGCUGUUUAUUUCAACAUGGAGGAGUGGGAGUAUUUAAAAGCAUAUAAAGAUUUGUACAAGGACAUCAUGAUGGAGAAUCACCAGACCCUCUCCUCAUUGUUCACUGUGUUUACUAUGUCCACAGAUGGACUUAGUAUGAAGAAGUUACCAGAUGGAUUCUCUAGUCCACUUAUUGCACACAAUCGUCCAGAGGAGAAUCGCAAUGUCCCACAAGAUUAUAAGAUUGAAGAACUGUCUGAAAUUAAUUAUGAAGUAAUAAUAGAAGAUAAAGAGAUGUCUUUGGAAGCUAGUCAGCCUUGUAAGGAGGAGGAAAAGUCUACAGAUAUCAGCGCAGAAAAAGUACAAGAAGACAUCAUCUACCCAGAGAGGAAUAUAGAGUUCACUAGAUCCCAUAUAAAAAGGGAACCUGCCCAAAACUUGGAGGAUCAUGUAUUUUUAUCUUCAGAUUAUACAGUGGAUUUAUAUUCUGAUCCCACAAAUCACAAAGAAUCUUCAUGUGAUCAGUCACCGAAUGGUCAACAAGUUAAAUCUAAAGGGGGUAAAAUAUUUACAUGCUCUGAAUGUGGGAAGAAUUUCAAGACUAAAUGCAGUCUUUGUAGACAUACAAGAAUUCACAAAAAUGAAAGACCAUUUUUAUGUUCUGAAUGUGGGAAAUGUUUCAUUCAGAGAUCACACCUUGUGCAACAUCAGAAGAAUCACAGAGGGGAGAAACCAUUUUCUUGCUCCGAAUGUGGGAAAUGUUUUACUCAGAAAUCAAGUCUUGGUGGACAUCAAAGAAUUCACACAGGGGAGAAGCCAUUUUCAUGUCCAGAAUGUAGCAAAUGUUUUAACCAAAAAUCAGAUCUGGUUAGACAUCGGAGAAUUCACACAGGGGAGAAGCCAUAUUCAUGCACUGAAUGUGGGAAACAUUUUACUGUGAAAUCACAUCUUGUUGAACAUCAAAAAAAUCACACAGGAGAUAAACCAUAUUCGUGUUCACAAUGUGGGAAGUGUUUUACCCAGAAAGCCUAUCUUGUAAAACAUGAGAUAAUUCACACAAGAAAAAAUGGUUUUCAUGUUCAGAAUGUAGGAAAUGUUUUACCUUGAAAUCAGCCCCCCUUACAUGUAAGAAACAAGACACAAUACUGAAAUCUUAUUGUUCAUCCUGCUACAAAUGCUUUACUCCAGGUUUGAAAGGGUCUGAGUAAAAAAAAAAGAUCUGACAAUCCCUGUAAAUGGUCUACAAUUACAAAAGUAUCAAUACUUUUUUCUCCUACUUCUUAUUCUUCUUCUAGCAAUUCACUUUGGUCCUCCCCGCUGAUGUGAUCUUCCUAUACAGUGCACAGAACAUCACUGCUGUGGCCAGUGAUUGGCUGCAGUGGUGACUUGUGUGCAUGGAACACCACCGCUGCAGCCAGGAAAAUAAACAGCAUCUGAGAGGACUACAGUGAAAUGCAUUGCUGAAGCAGCAGUGUUGCUUCUUUUGUAACGUUAGACCAUAUAGAGGGGCUAAGUUUUUAUUUACAGGGAAUUUGUCAUCAGGAUAAGCUAUCAAUAUCUGAUCGGUGGGUGUCCAACUCCCGACACCCCUACGAUCAGCUGUUUGAAGAGACCACUGUGCUUUGCGGCCUCUUCCUAGGUCAGUGAUGUCACAUUCAUUUGCCAUAUGGCCUAGUCACAGCUGAGGCCCUUUUAUGUGAAUGGAGCUGACCUGCAAUACCAAGCACAGGUGCUAUCCAAUUGAAGACGCUGUGUUUAAUAAGCUGUGAGGAAACCGCAGCACUCACCGGAAUGCCACGGCCUCCUCAAACAGGUGAACGGCAGGGGUACGAGGUGUUGGAGCCCCACCAAUCUUAAAUAGAUAUUGAGAACCUAUUCUGAGAAGAGUCCAUCAAUAUUGAAAACUUCUUUAAAUUAAGUUUUUAUUUUACAGAUAUUUUUAAAGAAUAUUUGGUGAUGUUAUAUUUAACUUUCACAUCACUAUAUUUAAAAAAAAAUUUAAGAAAAGGAUGUGUCACUACCUGGUUUUAACUGGCAGAAAAAAACCUAUAGGUGACACAUUCCCUUUAACUCAGACAACCCCUUUAAAGUGGUAUUCAGGUUUUAACAAGUUAUCCCCUACCUAUAGGAUAGGAGAUAACAAUCAGAUUGGUGGGGUCCUACCGCUGAGACCCCCACGAUCAUGAAAAUGGGGGCUAUGGAGCCCACCUGAAAUGUACGGAGCAGCUCGUCGGAAAAGGGCGCUGCGCUCCGUUCAUUUGGUAAAACCACAUGGUUUUAUCAUUGUUACUGCACUUUUUGGCUGCACAAUGCAUAUAAAACACAUUUUUACUUAUUUCACUAAUAAAACUGAGCAGCCAAAAAACAUCAGUUUGUUCAAACAGUAUAUAAUGAUAACGUUUAGGCAAUCGAACAAAAUGCACCAAAUAAAUUCACCAAUAUCUCAUUUAUUUCCCUUUCUAAAAAUAAUAAAACCUGGCAUAGUACCAUUACUCAGGACAGUGGACUAUGCAGUUCUAACUCAGAGGUUACUCCAUAAGGAACAUAAAUACUAAUGGGACUGUGAAAUACACAGUGAUUAAGAGCAACAGAUGAUAGUGAUUUGGCAGCUGUCCACACAAAAAUCAUAAUAAAUACCUGAUGAUAACAUAUACUGAAUACACACACACAUAAAAUAUCACACAUAGCACUGUGGCUCAGUGGUUAACCCUGCUGCCUUGCAGCACUGGUGCUGGGUUUAAAUCUGACCGAGAGCAACAUACCCAUGGAGUCGUAUGUUCUCCCUGUUUCCACCCACACUCCAAAAACAUACAGAUGCAUAUUGAUUUGGAAUUAAAAGUGCAAGGCCUUAUUUGGGACAGGGACUGGUGUGAACAAAGACAGUCUGUGUACGGAUCUGUGAAAUAUAUUGAGGGCUAUAUAAAUGAUUAUGGCGCACUGAUUAGCACUGGUGCCUUGCAGCACAGGGGUCCUAGGUUCAAACCCGACCAAGGACAACAUCUGCAUGGAGUUCGUACA